AUGAAGUCCACCACGUUCGCUCUCGGCGCUCUCCUCGUCUCGGUCGUCAUGGCGCAACCUCAUCGUCACAAACACAUGAAGAGACACAACAAGAAGCGUGAUAUUUACUGGGUCACCGACUGGGAUUAUGUCGUCGAGACGGUCGCGAUUACCAAAACCAUCUGGAUCGAAGACGGUGCUCCCGUCCCCACAAACGUCCCCGAGGUCCCAGCCUCCCCAGACGUCCCCGAGGUCGCAGUUUACCCAGUCGUCCUAGACGUCCCAGCCUUCCAAACCACUUCGUCUCCUCCAUCUCCCUCCGCUCCAGGCACUACCCUCUCCUCCGUCUACGGAACCCCUACUCCGGUGGCCCCCGUGUACCCCAUUGUUGCACCUGUCGAGAAAGCACCAGAGCCUACCCCUACUCCAGCCCCCGCUCCAGCCCCCGCUCCAGCUCCGGCUCCCGCUCCGGCUCCGGCUCCAGCGCCAGUUGUAGCCCCGGUCAAAGUCGCCCCGGUUCCAGUCCCAGUCGAAGCUCCGGUCUACGUCGCUCCGGCUCCAGUCGAGGCUCCGCCCCCCGCCUACGUAGCCCCCGCUCCGGUGAACACCCCGGCACCUGCUUACGUCCCCGUCCCCGCUCCCGCUCCCGCUCCGGUCGCCGCAGACGCCGUCCCUCCUGUCGCUGAUGAUUCUGCCCCAGCUGGAUCGACCGGCGGCGGAGUCUGUUCAUCCGGCAGCCCGUGCGGGGGAGACAUCACCUACUUCGAAGCAGGCUUGGGCGCUUGCGGUUGGACGAACAACGGAAGCGUGGAGAAGGUCAUCGCUCUCCCGCACGGCAUGAUGGGUACCCAAUCCAACGGGAACCCAUUCUGCGGCAAGACCGUCACCAUCAAGCUCGGCCCGAAGACCGUGCAGGCCAAAGUCGUCGACAAGUGCAUGGCCUGCAAGGACAAGGAUAUCGAUCUUUCCAACGCUGCAUUCGAGGCCCUGGCCGACUUUGCGGUCGGUCGUACCCAAGCCGUGUGGUGGUUCAAUUAG
Messenger RNA from Drepanopeziza brunnea f. sp. 'multigermtubi' MB_m1, 1017 nucleotides. RefSeq lists its product as uncharacterized. NCBI's taxonomy places the organism in Eukaryota, Fungi, Ascomycota, Leotiomycetes, Helotiales, Drepanopezizaceae. The record is from RefSeq and is a predicted model, not a curated record.